AAUUGUUAUCACGUGACAUUUGCCCAUAGAAACUGGACGCUCGAUCAAUCAGCAGCGCAGGAUCAGAACAUCGUUAUCUUGACUUCUUAGGAGUGAAUACUUCACAUUUAUCUUGAAUUCGGUGCUUAAUUUGCUGAUGGAUUUACGUAAAUGAUAUGGGCUGAUGUGAAUGGAAUGCGUUUUGAGGAAUUAAAGUAACAUGACAACUGAUUAUCCGAUACCAAAUUCACCAUCGGAUCAAUUGGAAGACCUUCAUGUGUAUGUAUUACCAAGAGAAUCAUGGAAUGAGAAAUAUAGCAGUGUAUUCACCAAUGAUUCCAUCUCGGAUGCCCGGUCUGCUGGAUUUGUCAGCAUUUCACCAAACCUGACACUUUAUGAAUUGCGGACCGAGCUAAUAAGGACCUUAGGAGGUGAUAUACCUGCAAGCUUUGCAUUCCUUCAUAGUGUAGGAAGAUGUAUGACAAGGGUGAAGCCCAAGCAGGAGCAGGAAAUGAAAUGCAAGGCUUAUUUGCCUCCUGCAGCAUGGCAGCCAGAGAUUUUUGUCCUGGAGGACCGGAGCAUGCCAGCCUACCAAGCCUACCCCGGGUCUCAACCGGACUAUUCCCCCCGUCUUGAUGCAACUCAGCCAAUCAACGGCAUGCCUACCCAUUUCCCCCAGGUCGCCAACCACGAUAGAAUGGCACCAGUGUCUGAUGGUAUGAUUAUUCCAUCAUCACAACACAUCACCCACUCUACAUUGGUACCAGGGGACUCUCCCACAAUGCAUCCCACUUCCUUCCCAGGUCAAAGGUUACCCACCCAUCAUCCCAACCCCUCACUUCCCCAGCAAUCCCAUCCUACCCCAAAUGUUAACCUGACUAAAAGUUCUUUAGAUUCUGCUCAACAGUCUAGUAGCAAUUAUCCUGUAGCUGUUCGUCCUGAUAAAAGGGCUGACAAUCAUAACACAGCUGCUCACCAAUCCCCUAACAACUCCGCUACUUCAAACGCAGUUCAAUCUUUACCCCUUAGAGCUAAUCAAACGUAUGAUGUUCUUGUAGUCAAGUCCCAAACUGGGUCUCAUCCACACAAAACAACCCUCAAGAACUCUAAAUCAUCCCAUCCCAUCUCAUCUCACACAGCCGAUCCAACUAACACCCAGUCAAAUUUCGAUGACGAUACUAACCAAGUUGCCGAUGUUGCAAGCCCCACUAACAAACGCACCACUAACAAUGCAUCUCAUGGGGAGGAUGUCGAUCAAGACUCCCCGCCCGCAACCACUGGUCUCCAACACCACACUAACAACCACCGGCACCGCCACCAUCACCACAACAACAACAGCAGCAACAUUCACCAGUCUGGCUCUCGUAGACUGUCUCGUAACAAUCCUAACAGUGUGCCAUUCCCUGCACCCCUGAGUGCCACACCCCCUGAUAUGCCAACCUCUGACACCCUAUCCCCAGGUCAAAGUCCCAUGGUGCAGCAGCAGCAGGGGUACAAGGGUGACCCUCUGCAGAGCACGAUGGGAGUGCCUGGGAAAGCCGGUCGCCCGGAUGCAUACACCAACAACACUAAUGAGGAUUCUGGGAUAGCAGAGCCAACACCUGACGAUGAUGACCCAGACUAUCAAAGAAGGAAAUCCGACAUCGAUGAUCAAUACUACAACCAACUCAACUCUGAUCAACAAAAUAAUAGACAAUUCCAACAAUCCGGAAGUAGAUGGGAGAGAUCAGAUAGCUAUGAAGAGAAGGAGAUAGAGAAGGAAAGGCAAAGAAUAGCAGAGAUCCAGGAAAGAGAAGAAGAGAGGAAGGAGGAGGAGAGACUGGAAAGAGAAAGAAGAGAAGUGGAUCGGCAGUUAGAGGAAGAAAGACGGGAAGAAGAAAGGAGAAGAGAGGAAGAAAGAAUAGAAGAACAAAGGCGAAGAGAGGAAGAGAGAAGAGAAGAUGAAAGAAAACAGGAGCACAGAAGACAGGAGGAGAUGAAGAAACAGAGGCUGAGGGAGAUGGAGAAGCAAAGACAGAAAGAGAUGGAGGAGCAAAGAAAAGAAGAAGAGAGGAUGAGAGAAGAAAUGGAAAGAAGGAAAGAAGCUGAGAGACAGUUCGAAGAGGAAAGACGGCGGAGCAUCACGGAAAGGGAGAGAAUGGAAGCUCUCAAUGGUUCUCUGGGCGAGGGUGAGGAUGGUUAUGAUGAUGCUGCCAUCGCCAUGGAAACCAACCAAUCCCUGGAUAGUAGAGGGCAUGUCCUGGACGAUGAACAUAUUAGGAGACAAGCGGAACACGAGUUACGGGACUACGAACCCCAGUCAACGUGGGAUGAGGAUGGAGCAGGUGGUGAGGAGGUGGGCCACCUCCCGCAUCCAGGUCGGGGGAGCAGACGAAGGGAGGAUACGGAGAUGGAGAUGGCCUCACAGCAAGCUGUACAGGACGGGAUUAAAAGGGUGCAUCUCACACCGGAAGUUCACCGGAAAGCAAAGGUUGGGAAGAUAAGGAAGAGCAGUAUAACAGACGAAGAAGAGGUCUAUGAAACAGAUCCAGAAAUGGCUAAUUUAUUGGAACAACUUCAAAUAGCACGGCAAGAGAGAUUAAAGAAAGAGAAAGAGCGUGAGAAUCUGAUCAAACGGGCCAAGGAACUCCAGACAAAAACACAUGAAAGGAGAAAUAGAUCUUUAUAUGAAUCAAAACCACGAUCAAAUAGUAUCACGCCAGAUCUAGCUACUCAUCCUCGUGAUUAUUGGAAGAAGAGAUAUUUUGAUGAGAAGAGGAAGACAAAAGAUUUGGAGAGAGAUGUUAACGAUGUGAGAAGCCAAGUGGAUAUGAUGCAUAAUAAACUACUCAGUCAUCUGCAGGGGAAGAAAAAGGGGACUACAUCAGUCAAAGGUCCUCCAUCAAAAAAGAAUGACCAUAAGAUCAAUAUCUUGAAGAUGCAGCAUGAAUUGGAUGAAAUCCGGAGAAAGGUUGACAACUCUAGGAUGAAUCUCACAAGAGAAGUGAAGAUCCGCAAUCAAGCUGAAGAGGAGGUCAGAGGACUAAAGAGCGAGGUCACGCAACGGAAGAUCAACAUGACCUUGAUCAGGAACCAGAAACUAGCUGCCCUUAAGACAGCCGACAACAAACUACUCGCCAAGACACCUAUACCAGCCCUUGGACAAGGACCAUUGUCCUUCUCUGCCAAGCGAUGAGGGACUGAGGAAUCCAACUAGAAAGACUUAGAUACAUCUCGAAGACUGUCUAGGACACCUAAAAUAGGUAGUAGGCAUGGUUGGUGUCAAGGCUGGGAGAUCCUCCGAGUCAUGAGGCCGUUGGAGAAAACCACCCAUAGACUCAGUACACAUGAUUCGGCCCGAGAUCAAGGCCAAGGCCAGCAAAAUAUGACCCUGAGGCCAGCCUUGACUCCAUCCUUGGUAUUAGGCACAUGUAGGUAGAUCAUAUCCAUGUGUGAAGCUGAUGAUGUAGUCCUCAUUCUGUUCUUCCAAGUCAGUGGAUCCACGGUUCAAAUCCCAAUCCGUUUGGUUGGUCCUUUUCUGAGAGAAAUUCAUCAACACUGCUGCUCUCAACCCAGGUAUAUUUAUUUGGUACCUGGUAGGAUUUAUUUCUUUAAUGUAUGAAGUGCUGAAGAAAUGUCCUUUUUUUUAUUAUUCAUGGGAUGAUAUGAUCCAAGAAUACAAGGGGACUCCAUUGGUCAAGUGGUUUAAGACACUGGCCUGAGUAAUCCAGAGGUCAUGGGUUUAAAUCAUUCCCAGGCUGCCUAUGAAUUUUCUACACAGAAGCCAUUUGUAACACAGCAUUUUAAACUUUAUUCAAAAUGAUAGUUUGACUAUGGGUUGUCAAAUACGACAUAUAAAUAUAUAUUCCUUAUGCUUAACGGUGGUCGGGGUCCAUGCUUUCAGAGAAAAAUUGAAUAUCUUUAUAUUUCUUUACAUUUAGCUACUCACAGUUAGACUCCUGAUUAAACCAGUCUAACUUUGUAUGCAGUUGUUUUAUUUAACUGUGAAAACAUUUGCUCCACAUUUAGGUACCCAUAAUUACACCACUGAUUAAAACAAUGGCCAAACAUUACUUCAGCUUUGUAUAUUUUUUUCACACUUGACUGUCCAUAGUUUGACCAAUAAGCAUGGUUUAAAUCAGUGGACCAAUUAUGGUAAAUCAUGUGUGAAAUAAAUAUUUCAGUCAUGAACCAUGAGUGUUUUUACACUUAUGGUUCAUGAGUGUAAAAACACAUCUACAGCAUUCUUGGCUUUCCAUAGCUAGACCAGUGACUAUUGUUUAAGUAUGUUUUAAAUCAGUGGUCCAUCUAUGGGAAGCCAUGCGUGGUAAAAAUAUUUUUACAACCCAUGGUUCACAAGUGUAAAAACACAGCUACAGCAUGCACAUCAGUAAAAGCAUGUUUUAUGAUUGCAUGUGUGAACAAUCUUCAUGUGAAAUGUAAGUGAAUAAAUCCAUUUUCAUUUUUGUAUUUUCAGAGAUGGCAAAAUAUAUUUUUGUAUGAUUUGAACCAAAUGAAUAAAAGCAAAAUAUAGAUUUUCAUCACAAUUUUUUGUUCAGAAAGGCAUUGUUUUACAAAAAGUUGAAAACGUUUUGAGAUCAAAUUUGUAUACACAGUGGAUAAACAAAUCUAAACCUUUAUUA
This is a messenger RNA of Lytechinus variegatus (green sea urchin), 4601 nucleotides long. Its product is annotated as spermatogenesis-associated protein 1-like. Bases 200 to 3154 code for a protein of 984 amino acids. The transcript is spliced from 13 exons. The record is from RefSeq and is a predicted model, not a curated record. NCBI's taxonomy places the organism in Eukaryota, Metazoa, Echinodermata, Echinoidea, Temnopleuroida, Toxopneustidae.